Messenger RNA from Centruroides sculpturatus (bark scorpion), 5764 nucleotides. Its product is annotated as sterile alpha and TIR motif-containing protein 1-like. Bases 322 to 5208 code for a protein of 1628 amino acids. The record is from RefSeq and is a predicted model, not a curated record. Gene Ontology annotation, molecular function: zinc ion binding; NAD+ nucleosidase activity; signaling adaptor activity. Gene Ontology annotation, cellular component: extracellular matrix; dendrite. Gene Ontology annotation, biological process: negative regulation of MyD88-independent toll-like receptor signaling pathway; response to axon injury; signal transduction. The transcript has 17 exons. NCBI's taxonomy places the organism in Eukaryota, Metazoa, Arthropoda, Arachnida, Scorpiones, Buthidae.
UUUUUAUGGAUCGAAAUUAAGCACGUGCAUUAAAUUUUGUUUUUAAAUGUUUUGUGUAUUUUUUAUGAGGAGAAACGAUCAGAUGCUCGACAUAUUCUCUUCAAUUUCCGAGGGAGAGUACAAAUUAAUUCGACGGCUAUGACAUCACAGGAAGGAAGAUGUCAAAGGACAAGAGAUCGGUGACACGUGACUAAACCGGAUCUGUAAAUAUCGAGUUAGAUGCUGGCUAUUCACCGUCUUUCUCCGAAUUUCGUUUCGAAGGUUUUAAAAUAAAGGAGAUCCUUUCGUCACCACAACAUUAAUAACAACUCUUCGCUCGUCAUGUGGACGUUCCUGUUUCUCCACUUGUUUUGCACAGUUUCUGCCGCUCCCCUUUCGCAACACGCACCCAAAGAAAUGGUAAAUUUUAUGAAACAAUAUGGCUACCUCAUCGACGCUGGACCCGAUACCGAUGCUCUGUACACCGAAGAAAGUUUCAAAAAAGCCAUUCGUCAGAUGCAGAAGUACGGUGGUCUGCCCGAAACUGGUAUAGCCGACGAUAAAACUUUAGCACUCCUCAACGCACCCCGUUGUGGGGUACGCGACGUAUUCAGGGAAGACAAACACACUUCCAACAGAACCAAACGCUACGUAAUAGGUGCGGAAGGGUGGAAAACUAAAACUGUCACUUACUUUCUAGCCAAUUGGCCGGCAGAUUUAGGACCGGAUGUAGCAAAGGAGAAGAUUGAAAAGUCUUUCAAGGUAUGGUCGAGCAUUACUCCGCUUCGUUUCGUGCAUAAGAACAGCAUGAACGCUGACAUCAUCAUAGCUUUCGGAAGAGGUUCUCACGGAGAUGGAUACCCCUUCGAUGGCCCGGGAAACAUUCUAGCACACGCUUUCUUCCCUUACGAACAUGGACCGUACGGAGGCGACGUUCAUUUUGACGACGAUGAAAUCUGGAUCGACGGAUCCAAAGGAGAAAAGGAUAACGAUGGAUUACGCUACGACUUUUAUACGGUCGCCGUACACGAAUUAGGGCACAGCUUAGGUUUGGCACACUCCACCGUUUCUGGAUCCAUUAUGUUCCCUUACUACAAGGGAUACAAUCCAAAUUUUAUGCUGGAUUACGACGACGUUCUAGCUAUGUACCAAAUGUACAUCGUUAACGGGAAGUUCGAAGAUACAUUAAAAACAGACACGUUUGAAACUGAAACUACGAUAGAAUUAUCUACGGUUACUACUGCCGCUACUACAGAAUCGCCAGUCACUUCUCCAACGUUCACCGCAGAAUCGUCUGUAUCAAGCAACGAUAUUCCCAUCUUUACCACUUCAAAAUAUUCGAGUACAACGGAGGAUUACGAAGCGCAAGAUGACCAUUCGGCAACAUAUUUUCCGCAAAGUACUUCACCGAGCGUAAGUACGGAAGAACCAUUGACAGAUGACGACGAAACGGAAGAAGAAAAGAAGAGGAAAGAAAAAGAGAAAGACAGAAAUCGUACCAAUCGUACAAAGUCUGUGAACGGAUGCGAAGGAUCGUUUGACGCCAUAACCCUAAUUAGAAACGAAUUAUUUAUUUUUAAAGGUCCAUACAUGUGGAGGUUACAGGAUCGUGGUGUAGUACCUCGAGGACUUCCCGUACCAUUUCAUUUUCUGUUUUACUUUCCUCUGUCUAUCAAGAGAAUUGAUGCAGUGUACGAAAGGCCAACAGAUCACUAUAUUAUUUUCUUCACGGGCAAAUACUUUUGGGAGUUCACCGGAAACAAGUUCACAGAAAAGAGUCCACUAGCACUUUGGCAGCUAGGAUUGCCGGAAGAUAUAGAUUACAUCGAUGCUGCUUUGGUUUGGGGUAAGAACGGUAGGACCUAUCUGUUUAGUGGAAACCAAUAUUGGCGUUACGACGAAGCGAACAAAACCAUGGAUUUCGGUUAUCCUCGUCCCAUUCACAGGUGGCGAGGCGUGCCGAGUAACUUGGAUUGCGCCUUCACUUGGAGAGACGGUCAAUCCUAUUUUUUUAAAGGAAAAGAUUACUGGAGAUUUAAUAAUAACGAUAUCAUAGUAGAUUCUAAAUUUCCUCAACCAUCGGCCUCACAUUGGUUACAAUGCCAAACUUCUACGGUUCAUCCACAGAAAACUCCAGAUAAUCCACUAACAUCACCCUCGUUAACACUUCUUUCUCCACAAGUUAUUGAUGAAGGAACGGAGCGUCUUCGUAACCAAAUGUCAGAUUUAUCUCUGGAAGAGCAUCGAUUCUUACCUUCGAAUGGAAGUAUUUCGUCGGUAGUUGAGAAUUUUAAUAAAAAAUCACUAAUGAAUAAAUUGAAUAGCGCAUCAUCUAUUACCUCGUCAUCAGCUUACACGUCGAGUUCCGAAAAGUCUCAAAUUAUGAAGAGUAGCAGCUCGUCCAGUAGUUCUGUGUUGAGUAAAAAGGCUCAAAUUGUUCAAGAACAGAAUGAAUCCUUUCACGAGAACCGCAACUAUUCCAGAAGUGUCAGCGUUACCAGUAGUAGCAGUAGCAGUACUAGCGAUUCUAGAAUGAAGAUGCUAACUCAAAGAGGCUUUUCCGUUGACGAUUCGUUGGAAGAACAGCCCCAAGAAGUGAAAUUCGAACAGAAACGCGUAACGUCAGCUGCUAAAGUGAAGGUAACGGGUGAUAACUAUACGUCGGAAAAGAUGGCGGCUACUAAUAAAGAACUGAAGCGUGUUCAAGCGGGUGAUGUUAGUUACGAAGAAAAACACGCUGCUGCAGCAAUAAAAGAAGUGUUAGAUAUGGAUGGUAUCAGUGCGGAAAAAAUGGCCGCCGUUAGACAAGAUCAGAAACAAUUGAAGACGGGGGAUAUCGUACAACAACAACAAAGAACUGCCAUGGCCUCUGCGGUUAGAAUGUCAACCGACGAUUUCAGUGCAGAGAAGUUAUCGAUGGCCAAACAGGACGUCUUUACAGAAAGAAAUCUGUCUUCGAAGUUUAUAAUUACUUCUAAAGAAAUGAGACAAUCGUCCAUGUCUAGUCAGAGUGAUUUCUCUGGUAUCUCUUCUCUGAAUUAUAAUAUGGGAAGUCAAGAAACGUUCGCUUUACCCACAAACAGCAAACUCGCCAUCGAAGGAGUAGAAGAAGAUUUUCAAAUUUUAAAGAGUCCGACUUCGGUCAUGGAAGUUCAAAACGUCAUGAAACGAUUCAAUAAUAGGAUGUAUUCUUGUAUCGAUCGAUUGAAAAACGCCACGAACGAGGAGGCCACCUCUCUCAUAACUGCCAUUUACGACAUAGUGAAGAGAGCUUGGGCUAUACCGAAUCACGGAAACGAUUUGGGUUCCAACAUGUGCAACAUAUUAAGAAACACCGGAGGUUUGGAUAUUCUAAUUAAUAACUGCACUUCCGAUAACUCGGAUUUGAAAUUUUCUAGUACGCAAUUACUAGAACAAUGCUUUUCUACAGAAAACAGAGCUUACAUUGUAGAAAACGGAUUAGAACAGGUAGUUAAUGCGGCCUGCGCCUGCAGCACAGAGAAUUCCGUGGCACAGUCUCGCGUGGGUACAGGUAUAUUGGAACACUUAUUUAAACAUUCGGAAGCAACGUGCAGUGACGUGAUAAGAAUGGGAGGAUUGAAAGCCAUUCUUUUCGAUUGUCGUACAUCCGACAUAGAAACGUUGAGGCAUUGUGCCACGGCAUUAGCCAAUUUGUCGCUAUACGGUGGACCGGAAAAUCAACAAGCAAUGAUCAAACAUAAAGUUCCUGUCUGGUUAUUUCCUUUAGCUUUUCACCAAGACGACAAUAUCAAGUAUUACGCGUGUCUAGCUAUUGCCGUUUUGGUGGCCAACAAAGAAAUCGAAGCGGCAGUUCUCAGAUCGGGAACUUUGGAUCUGGUCGAACCAUUUGUAAUAAGUCACAGCCCUCAAGAAUUCUCAAAGAGUGCGGUUGCCCACAUUCUAGGACAAUCAAAAAAUUGGUUGCUUCGACUGGUACCGGUGCUCAACAGCAAGCGAGAGGAAGCUAGAAGUUUGGCGGCAUUCCAUUUUGCCAUGGAAGCUGGCAUUAAGAAGAAACAAGGAAAUACUGGUGUUUUUCACGAAAUAGGUGCAAUCGAAGCAUUGAAAAAAGUGGCCAGCUCUCCCAACGCCAUUGCCUCUAAAUUUGCGGCGCAGGCAUUGCAGUUAAUAGGAGAAGAAGUACCUCAUAAACUUUCCCAACAGGUACCUCUAUGGACAGUAGAAGACGUGAGAGAAUGGGUGAAACAGAUAGGAUUCUCUCCCUAUUGUCAAACGUUCAGCACCAGUAGAGUAGACGGAGAUUUACUUUUACAAUUAACAGAAUCUAUGCUAAGAGACGACAUAGGAAUAACUAACGGGAUUUUAAGAAGAAGGUUCCUUCGCGAACUCAAUCGUCUAAAACAAAUGGCAGAUUACACUUCUUGCGACACAACAAAUCUGAAUCAACUUUUACAAGGUUUCGGACAGGAAUUUUCACAAUACACCUAUCAAAUGCUGCACUGUGGAGUACAGAAAGACACUCUUCGCUAUUUGACAGAAGAACAACUAGCUCUGGAUUGUGGCGUGGAAAACAGCAUACACAGAUUGAGAAUCGGGCACGCUAUUAAAGAUUUAGCUCGAAUGACAGAAAUCGAGGAGACAGAAACUGAUAAUAAGUGUCUAGACGUGUUUGUUAGUUACAGAAGAUCCAACGGUUCUCAAUUAGCCAGUCUUUUAAAGGUACAUCUGCAAUUGCGGGGAUUUUCAGUAUUUUUGGAUGUUGAACGUUUAGAAGCCGGGAAAUUCGAUAACAAUCUCUUAAACAGUAUUCGCCAAGCAAAACAUUUUAUUCUGGUGCUGACUCCCAGCGCGUUGGAUCGCUGUUUAGGGGACAGGGAGUGCAAAGAUUGGGUGCACAGAGAAAUCUUGGAAGCGCUCCAGAGUAAAUGUAAUAUAAUUCCAAUUUUGGAUAAUUUCCAGUGGCCUGAAUCAGAAACGUUACCAGAUGACAUCCGAGCAGUUUGUUAUUUCAAUGGCAUCAGAUGGAUUCACGAUUAUCAGGAUGCCUGCGUGGAUAAAUUAGAACGUUUCAUGAGAGGGGAUACUAAUUAUAGGAUGGACGGACUGGUAGGGAGAAACUUAGGAGUGGGACCCGGAACACCCGGUACACCUAGUACAAAUAUAUCGCGCGUGCCAAUUUAUAACAGGAGCAGCAGUAGCGAUAGCGGCGAAAGGGAAGCGCAGAGUUGCUCGGAUUGUUCUCAUUAACAACAAUGUAAAACAUAUCCGAGGUGAAAGUUUUUAAAGUAAUUGUUUAAUAUAAACGUUAUUCGAAUUGUUAAAUAUAAAGAUGUAAAUCUCCGAGCAGGAUGCAGGAUUUUUAUUUUAUUGUAAAUAACAAUUGUUAUUGAUACUUAUGCGUCUUUUUUGUAGGAUAAUUUUGUAAAUAAAUUAUUAAACGAUUUGUUUCUUAAAUGGAGAAUUGUGAAAUAAAGUUCAUAUAUAACUAUCUUCAUUCUGUGUUAUAUGUAUUUAUACGUUUCGAGUAUAAUUUCAAUCACUUACACUUACAAUAAUCUUAGCAAAAUUGUGGAUUUUAAAACAUUUAAAUAGCAUUUACAAGUUCUAAUUAUACUGUACUUAAGUAUUGUUGAAGACCUUGAAGAUUUUCUCUUUUCUGAUUAUAAAUGAAAAGCAAGUUCUGCAUUUUCAAUCAAUCUCUGCAUUGAUUCAAUGCAGAGAUUGAUUGAUUGGUGUAUAUGAUAGAAUUAGCUAUAUUUUGCCGGGAAGAUAUAUAUAUUGUGAGCUAACAAAAAAGUUCGUU